Molecule: messenger RNA, 2907 nt
Organism: Meleagris gallopavo (turkey)
Lineage: Eukaryota; Metazoa; Chordata; Aves; Galliformes; Phasianidae
Source: RefSeq, a predicted model, not a curated record
UCCCGGUACCGCCCCAGCCCCCGGCGCGGUACCACAACUCGAUCGCUUCCUUUCGGACCCCGGGAGGGAUCACGUAACGCUCUCCGCGGUCCCUUGGAGCGGCUACCGGCGCAGCCCCGCCCGCGCCCGGCCGAGACUCACCCGUCCAUUGCACACGGAGGAGACCCGCAGGGAACGGAGUGGAGACGCCGGAAUAACAGGAACGAGCCCGACCGCUCCGUGUUAUAGACUCACAAAAUGGCGGCGCCACCCGGCCCGCCUCACCCGCGCCAGCAUCCCAUUGGCUACUGGAGAUGUCAUCUUGAUGGACGGGGCGGGGAUUGCCCUCCUCCGGAGGUUGGCGCCCUGGCGCUUCUCGAUGCGCCUAUUGGCUGCGAACGGGGCGAGGGGCGGUUCUCAGCCCCAGUGUGUGGCGCCAUUGGAUAGGCUCCGGGACACGGCUGGGAGGAGCCAUCUUGAGAGCGGGAAGGAUGCCGAAAUGCCACACGCGUUCGCCAUCUUGAUUGGGGGCAGGGCAUGAAAUAACCUCAUCGGGAGCCAUCUUGAGUACGGGCAAGAGCGCCAACGUGCACAUUGUGUUGUCAUCUGCGGCGCGGCUCGGCGCCUUGCAGCCUCUUGCGUGGGGAGCGGCUGCCGCCAUCUUGGCUACGGGCAGGGAAGCUGUGCGCUGCUGUCAGCCGCCAUCUCGAGCUACCCUGUCCUCUAGGUGCUAGUGAGGUCCUUGUCUUCCCUCCCUAGAUUGCAGUGCUCCGUGAGAGGCUUCCUGAAGCCACUUGAGAGACCCAGGAGGAGGUCCUGAGAGAAAAAGAAAGGAUAUUCUACUGAAUUCCACACGAAAGAUCACCCAGUGAGAUAAGAAACGCCAGCAUGUUUGAGAGCAUCACUGAUGAAGGCUGCAGCAAUGUCAGCUCGCUUUGCAAGGAUCUCUCCAACCUUGUGACCUGGGCACACACACAUGGGACUAUAUGCAUUCAUAUCCCAACCUUGGAAACUGUGCAGAACGUGGGUCAGCCUAGCAAGGAGAAUUCUGUUCUGUGGAUUUGUGGAGCUGGACACGCCUAUCACUGGACGUGUGAAGAUUUACACUUUGGAAGCAAAGAAGGGAACGAGGCUGCAGAAAGGAGGAAGAGGCAAACAUCCUUUGGGCCUCCGUCACGAGGUGCUGCUAUAGGUGAAAAGAGGAUCAGGAUGGCCUCCUCUUUUGAAAGGGCUAGAAGAGACAGUGCUGCCACAGGAUCACAUGGCACACCUGCAGGGGGACCUCAGCAAAAAGACACUGUCUGCAAAAUACGUAACGAACCACCAGCCAGGCCAAACCAAAGAAACUGCAAAUCCAUGCAACCUGGCUCUGCAGCAGAGCAGCAUUUGUCAAUAUCCAUAAGUGAAAUCAGAACAGACCUCCAUGAGAUGAAGAUAGAAUACAAUGAAGAUCUACACAUCAUCUCUGAUGAUGAACAGUACGUACUGAAUGCAGAAAACCAAGAAGAGAGGGUCAACCAGAAUAUUCUUUCACAGUCACCACCUGAAGAUGUAACUGCUGAGGUAGGUUUGCAGAUGUAUCGUGAUCAGAAGACAGAAAUUAACAAGCAGGCAGUCACCUCUACGUCUGGCUUCACCCCCAUGACGUCGCCUCCCCCAACUCUCUGCUGUAUUCUAAAAUCUCCUGGGAGGGAUCGGAAGAUCCUGGAAAGCAGCUUCUUGAGUCUGGGUCCCCUUAGUCCCACAGUGUUUGUAAGCGAAAAUUCAAGAGCGAGGGAUUCUGCUGGGUCAGCAACACCAAAAGAAGAUUUAGAAUUGAUUCCUAUCUCCAACACCGAAGCAAAAGCCCAGCCAGAGCCACCUGCCCCUGUGAUGUUCUUUGAGCUUGAAGCCACAGUAGAUGUUCAGCAGCAAAUCCACCUGAGCUCUACUGAAUGCAGUGUCUCAGGAACCUUGGACUUGAAUGGGAAUGCCACCGAGGGCCCUGCAGAGGAGAGCAGGCUGUCAGGGUCUGAGCAGGCACCUCGUCCUUCAGCCUCGCUGAGCCCACAAAGCAGGAAUGCCAACCAACCUCCCGAAUCUUCAAAAACCAAUGUGCUGAGCAAGAGAAACCGCAAUGCUGCCAACAUCAAAAUUUUCAGAGAGUGGUUGGAUGUGCGCUGCCCUUCUGAGACACGUGAGAUCCAUAAGCUGCCACCCAAAGACCUCGAUAAUUACCUGGCCUUGUUCUACACGUCUGCAAAGAAGCAGAACGGCACGGAUUUCUCCACUGGGUCUUUGCAGUUCUUUCAGAACAGCAUAGACAAGUACCUCAAGGAGCACGGUUAUGAGUACAGCGUGGUGAAAGGAUUUGAAUUCAGAGCAUCUCAGGAAGCCUUGAAACAGAAGCAUCAGCUUCUAUCUCAAAGAGAGAGAGAGGAAAAGUGGGCUCUUUUGGAGAACCUGACAGAUGAGAACGUGGAUAACCUCCGUAAGAAGGGGCUGUUAAGUCAGACCAACCCACAGGGCUUUCUGCACCUGAUGUUUGUAAAUAUCAUUAGGGGGUUUGGGGCGAGCACACACAGCCGGGGCCAGAAUCUGUACUGGGGACAGCUGGUGCUCAGAAGGGACGUGGCAGGGCUGGAGUACCUGGAGUGGAAGCACGACCUCAAUGCAGAGGAAGCUGCAGGGCAAUCGGUUCCACAUCUCUUUGCCAGACCCAACAACCCCGAAAAAUGCCCAGUCCAAGAUUAUAAGAAGUAUGCAGAGAGGAGGCCGGGGGACAUGCUGCACGAUUACGACCCGCUGUAUCUCUCCCCCAGACACAUGUACUCCAUGUGGGACCAGGUGUGGUACAGCAGGAAAUCACUGACCAAGGCCAAAAUGGGGAAGAUGCUGAAAGUCAUUCUCCAGCAAGUCAAAGCGUCUGAAAAGAAGCUCAGGAAAUAA